AUUUUCUGCCUCUGCUAGGUUUUGAUGCAUCAAAGCUUUCUGUAUAGAAUACAUUAGUUUCCAGGCGGCCUGUUUUUAGCUAGCUAGCUAGCUUAGGUUGUGAUUUGGGAAGAUGGGGAAUUGUCUUAAGCGUGGAUCGUCGUCAAUGGUGUGGGCGGAGGAUGACAGGGAUGAGUGGGAAUGGGUAUCGCCGGAGAAGAUAAUUGCAGAGAGGGAGGGUUUGUUGUGUGAUAAUAAAAGCAGUGCAUCCUUCUCCUCAUCUACGCCGUCAUCGUCUCCUUUUUCUUCUUCUUCUUCCCCUUCGAGUGGAGAGUUGAAGAUCGUGAUCUCAAAGAAGCAGCUGGAGCAGCUGCUGGGAAAAGGGGAGACGGCGGCGGAGCAAGUCUUGGCGGGAUUGUUGGUCGACGCCGGUAAUCGUGGUGGUUCCGAAAUGCUGCGCCAACGAUCAUGGAGGCCCCGUUUGCAGAGCAUUCCGGAAGUGAAUUGAAAGCCAUGAUAUAUGCUAGGUUUAUGGAUUUUCUCCUUUUUGAUUUUGGUAAUUGGCUGAUUUUGCCGGUUCAUGUAAAUCAUUUUACCAGAUCAUUAGGCUGAUUUUUUGUUGAAUUCUUUAACCAUUCAUUGGCAUAUGCAGUGUGUUUCUGUCUGAAUUUC
This is a messenger RNA of Ipomoea triloba (trilobed morning glory), 651 nucleotides long. RefSeq lists its product as uncharacterized. Bases 113 to 487 code for a protein of 124 amino acids. NCBI's taxonomy places the organism in Eukaryota, Viridiplantae, Streptophyta, Magnoliopsida, Solanales, Convolvulaceae. The transcript has a single exon. The record is from RefSeq and is a predicted model, not a curated record.